AUGGAAAAUGAUGGCACCGCUUAUAAACCGCUCUCAGAUGAAAAACUCAUCACGGGCGAAUUCGGCGUCCUGAAUUUCCAGACCAUAGACUGGUAUCUCACUCUGUACCAAGGUGUUGACUGGACGGGCCGGCUGACAUCAUCGUCCCGGCUGCACCACUUGUGUGGUAAAAGUCAUAUAAUGUACACUCGCCGCCAUCGAGCAGCCAAAGUAAAUGGUCAAGUGUGGAGGAUGAGACGUGCUGACUGGAUGGAUGUACAGAGGUUUGUUUCCUCUUAUCGUCCUGCUGUUCAUUCACAAACAAGAAGAUUCAGCAGAGCUCGUUGGCCGCUCCAGGUUUCUGUCCUUCAGCCUUUUAUGAGACGACGAGGUGACGACCUGCAGAAGAAACGACAGAGAGGACGGAGAGAAGAAAAAAGUCGCAGUCGGCCCUCGGAGAUCGACAAACCAGAGUUUGAGGGCCGCUCGGUGGAAAACGUGCACGGUAACGACCACAACAAGGAAACACAACAGAAGAGAUACAGUCAGAUUGUUCUCACGUCCUCCUGUGAUCUGAUCGACCGUUCAGAAAGAAAAACAUGGAGGAACUUUAAACUUCAGGGACAUAAAUCAGCUGCUGCUCCUGGCAGGAGAGAAACCUGGAGGAACAACGGAGAGGUGGGAGGAAAACACAAACCGCCAUCGCCUCCGCAGAGUCUGAACCGAGAUCAGUGUGACCUGCUGAUCCGUCCAUCACUCUGA
Molecule: messenger RNA, 741 nt
Organism: Acanthopagrus latus (yellowfin seabream)
Lineage: Eukaryota; Metazoa; Chordata; Actinopteri; Spariformes; Sparidae
Exons: 7
Coding region: 1-741 (246 amino acids)
Source: RefSeq, a predicted model, not a curated record